Molecule: messenger RNA, 858 nt
Organism: Argentina anserina (silverweed cinquefoil)
Lineage: Eukaryota; Viridiplantae; Streptophyta; Magnoliopsida; Rosales; Rosaceae
Exons: 3
Coding region: 104-739 (211 amino acids)
Source: RefSeq, a predicted model, not a curated record
ACAUCCCCAUCUCAAUCCCUCCAUUUAUUUUAUCUCUAUAUCCGCAUCAACUCAACUCCCAACUCUCCCCAACCCAUCUUCACAGCUCCCACAACUAACCAAAAUGCAAGCCCUCCAGCAUCAUCCACUCGCCGGAGACCACAUUCUCCGGCCCAAAAGCGGUCGGACGCCACUCAAGCCUGUGAACUCUCCAGCAACUCCGGUCAAUGCUGCUCCAGUUACAAAAACGAAGCCACCAGCACAAGAAUGUAUCAACAUCUCUCUGUUUGGACCCUCGAACAAGGAGAACGGGCCGGUUUACGGGGCACAGAUGAUCGAAACUGAGGCGAUGGACGCGUCUUUGGCGGAGGAGCUGAGUGCGAUCCGGAAGAAACUGGAGAGGAUAAGGAUGGAUCGAGAGAGAACUGAGAAGAUGCUCAAAGAAAGGGAAGCAAUGCUGGAUUUGAAGAUGAAGGAGAUUGAAAACAGAGGUCAAGUCCAGAAGAUGGUUGAGAUUGAUGUUGAUAGGGUGUUCAGAUUGAAUCAGCUCCAUUCUUAUACCAUUAGAGUUUCUCCGAUUCGGUCUCUGAGAGAAAAGGAGCAGCAAAAGAAAGCCACUGGAUCAACACCAAUUAAGAUAGUGAAUUUUGAGGAGAUGGAGGAAUCAGUAGGGGAAAACACACCACAGAAGCUGAGGUCUGCUUCAAUCGAAUCGGAAAUUGUUCCGGCAAGGGAAUCAGCUAUUACUGAAUCGGUUUAAUUUCUCUGGUGGAAAGUAUAGCAGCAAUUGUAUGAAUUUUGGGAAAGAGAACAGUAUAAUACCUCAUUAUGUUCAUGCCCCAUGUUUGUGAAAAUUGAUAUUAAAGUUCAUCGUUCCAA